UUUCCAGUGAUCUAAAUCCAGAGCUUUUGACCACCAUCACUUCUCAGACGAUCAGCAUGCAAGAGAAAUGGAUGAUGAGAUUGACAGGAAAGCCAGAAUUCUGUGGGAUUAUCUCAGUCUAAAUCAGACCUUGGAGAAGAGCGAUGUGAUCAUUGGACUUGGCUGCCACGAUACAAGAGUGGCGGAGAGAUCAGCUGAGCUCUUCCUGGAGGGGUUCGCUCCACGGCUGCUCUUCACUGGUUACCUCGGCAACCAAACUGCAGGUGUGUGGACGCGUCCAGAGGCGGAGGUGUUCCUCGAUAUCGCGUGCGGAAUGGGAGUCCCCCGCAGCAGCAUCCUGCUGGAGACUGCAGCAACCAACACCGGACAGAACAUCCGCUUGUCCUACCAGAUCCUACAGGACAACAAUGUCCCGGUCAGCAGGCUGAUUCUAGUACAGCAGCCUUUCAUGGAGCGAAGAGUCAUGGCCACCUUUCUCCGCCAGUGGCCCGGGCCAGAGGGAGACACUCACGCCAUGGUCACUUCUCCCCGCUUAGACAUGGCCUCGUAUCCCAACGCUAGUGUGGGCAGCAAACGUGACCUCAUCUGCUACAUGCUCGGGGUCCUUGAGCGAAUCCGAGACUACCCACAAAGGGGAUUCCAGGUUGAGCAGGAUAUUCCACCCGAGGCCAUGCAGACUUACCAGUGGUUCCUAGGGACAGGUUACCGCCCACACUCCAAACACACCCAUGCCUAAACACACCGAGCUUUGGUGAUAAUUACAUGAUGUCCUGCAUUAAUAAAUAAAAAGACUGGGAUGGUAUUUCAGACAUCUGAGUCUGACCUUUGACCACAUCAUAGUUGAGAAGAACAGGGUCAUUUCUAAAGUUUCCAGAGCAAUGUUUCAUGAAGAGUAGGAUGAUGAAAUAAUGUCAAGUGUGACGCCUACAUGUACAGUAUGUGCAAAUGAAGGCUGCACCAUUUGGAGACCUACCUAAUUGAGAUAUCUAAUGGCUAUUUUUCAAACAGAUAUACUUCAAAUUCACCUAUCCAUUCACAUCAAGAUUGCAAUAAUCAUUUUUGUGCACAUGCAGAGUAAGAGCUUUAACGUUGUAUGUGUUCUGCAUUAUUUGAUACAGCAAAAAAGUUUAUUGACCUCUCAAUAUGUUUCGCUAACCAAACAUUUUUGCAGAUUUUGACUUUAGAGUCAUGUUUCUGUAAUCUUAGAUUGCUGACCAAUAGUUGCCUCCUUGCCAGAUGCACACUUUGGCCAUUUCAAGGGUAAAUUGUUCACAUGAAGUGUAAAUCCAACUGUUAAGGUAGAUGCUUUAUUUGCCUGUAAACAGAUAGACAGGCACCAAAAGCCAGAUGUUUGCACAAUAGCAGCACUGUGUAUCUGGAUCUCCUGUGUAAAUGUAUGCAAAUGUUUUCAAAAGCAGAAGUAUGUGAAGAGAUUCCACCUCUUUGGCCACCUUUGUGUUAUACUUUGGUAGGAGUACUGAAUGAUACGUUUAAAUAAUCUCAAUUCUAUUCCUUAUGUU
Molecule: messenger RNA, 1520 nt
Organism: Sardina pilchardus (European sardine)
Lineage: Eukaryota; Metazoa; Chordata; Actinopteri; Clupeiformes; Clupeidae
Exons: 6
Coding region: 68-736 (222 amino acids)
Cellular component (GO): plasma membrane
Source: RefSeq, a predicted model, not a curated record